AUGUCAAACCAUCAUGCUCCAAACUUUGUGGCUUCGCAGGAAGUUGCUCGCUAUGAUUCACAGAAUGACGUAAUGCCUAAUACCGGUGAAAGAAAUGGAUAUUCUCCACGUCCUGUUCAUAAUGGUCCUCGUUUGGGGCAGCCUGUUCCGAGCCGUAUUUUUUCGCGUGAGGGGAGAAUGUAUGAUACACACAAUUUCGGGAUGCCAAACAACUUUGAACCGAAUGGAUUUACCACACGCCGUGUGCAGGAUCCUUUCUUGACGAGACAUCCUGCUCCAAACCGCAUGAUUUCGCGUUACGCUGAAGUCUACAAUCCACGAAGUGUCAUUCCACCAAAUUAUUCCGAAUCAGCUUACAUGGCUCGACACAUUCAUCCAGCUCCCGACCAGCAAGAUUACAACGAUCCCGCAGCGCAUUAUACUACACCACCGAUGAAUGGACCAUCCCAUCUGAACACGGUUGGCAACAACGGUUCUGGGAACCAUAUCAGCCCAUACCAUUAUGAUACUACUCACCGCGUCACACAACGCCGUCGUCAAAUAUCAUCGGUGGACCUGUAUUUCAGUAUUUCGGAGCGAGGCUCCAACCCCAUGCGUGAUCUUCCAGAUUCCUCGAGCUGGGAUGCUGUUGAUCCGUACAAUUUGCCUCAAUUCACCGUCGCUCUCAGUCUAUCAGACUCGUUCAGCUAUCGUAUGGAGUGCUGGUUGUCCGAAACGAAAUAA
Caenorhabditis briggsae is the source of this 723-nucleotide messenger RNA. Lineage: Eukaryota; Metazoa; Nematoda; Chromadorea; Rhabditida; Rhabditidae. The transcript has 3 exons. The coding region runs from base 1 to 723 and encodes 240 amino acids. The record is from RefSeq and is a predicted model, not a curated record.